Ostrinia furnacalis (Asian corn borer) is the source of this 1241-nucleotide messenger RNA. Its product is annotated as protein abrupt-like. Gene Ontology annotation, cellular component: nucleus. Gene Ontology annotation, molecular function: protein binding. The record is from RefSeq and is a predicted model, not a curated record. The coding region runs from base 255 to 1232 and encodes 325 amino acids. Gene Ontology annotation, biological process: regulation of transcription by RNA polymerase II. The transcript is spliced from 7 exons. NCBI's taxonomy places the organism in Eukaryota, Metazoa, Arthropoda, Insecta, Lepidoptera, Crambidae.
AUAGGUUAAGUUUGGUAUCAAAGUAAUAUUGGACUAAUGGUUGUUUUUGUUUGUUCUGCAGCAAAAAUGUUUGAUCAUGUUUCAUUGAAAUAAAUAUUGUAAACAAAUUUACUGUUAAAGUUACUGCAGUAAAGUUGACUAACAAGAGUUUAUUUACGAAUUAGUGUGUAAACCAGUAUUUUCUUGUACAAAUGGUCUAUUGAUUGAAUGAUCUUUAAUUAUUGAAAUAAGUUGAUUGAAUAUUAUUUGCUACGAUGUCUUUGCAGUUUUGCGUAUCCUCUGAUAGUUUUAAGACCAGUAUCUCAAAUGGGUUGAGUUGUUUUCAACAACGAGAGGAGUUUGUAGAUAUGACUUUAGCAGCAGAUGGGCAUUUUGUUAAAGUUCAUCAAGUUGUUGUUUCCCUUGCCAGCCCAUAUUUAAAAGAACUCAUCCUAUCAGCGCCAUGCCCUCAUCCAGUCGUGUUUUUAAAUAAAAUUUCAUAUCCAAUAUUAUGUUAUAUUCUGGAGUUCAUAUAUUCAGGGGAAGUUAUGGUACAUAAAGAAAGUCUACCCGAGCUCAUAGAAGCUGGCAAAGAAUUGCACAUUAUAGGCCUUCAAGAUAUGGAGAUAUUACAAGAUAAAUUGGAAACCAAUAUGGAACAGAACAAUGCAUCAACAUUAGUGGAGAAACUUCAGCAAUUCAAAUCACAGACUGGACAUAAAAGUAACAUAAGUAUUACAAGUGAUAGCAUUUCAAACACCAAUGAAGUACGUAAGUAUGAAAAAAUAUGUGAUCCUUUUGAGGAAGUUGAAAAUGACCAUCUAAGUGAAGAAAAUAACACAAAAUAUAAACAAACCUCAUCAAAUCAGGAUACUGUCAGCUUAACUCUCGGACCGUCACACAACAACAGUGCAGCUACAAGUAAUUUUGAUUGUAAAACUGUGCAAUACACAUUAUCGAAUCAAGGUUCCCUGCAGCUGAUCUUAAAUAGAUUCAUAUAUUAUUUGCGGUAUUGCCGUAAAAAAUCGGAUCGACCCAUGCGUACAUGGAGAUGUGUUGACUACAUGAGGAACAAGUGCCCGGCUUUGGUUACAACUAGAGAUGACAUUGUAGUCCAAAGGGUCUCAGCUCACAAACAUGGGUUCCACGAUAAGCAGAUAAUGAAGAAAGUUAAGUUAGGCACCAUAUUUACGGCCAUUAGAGAUGCUGAAAAAAAAGGGUUGGAGCAGAAAAAUAAAACUGAUGAUCACUGAUAAGAUAAC